Mya arenaria is the source of this 941-nucleotide messenger RNA. RefSeq lists its product as uncharacterized. The coding region runs from base 177 to 623 and encodes 148 amino acids. The transcript is spliced from 3 exons. The record is from RefSeq and is a predicted model, not a curated record. NCBI's taxonomy places the organism in Eukaryota, Metazoa, Mollusca, Bivalvia, Myida, Myidae.
UUUAGUUUUAAGAACUGAAACUAAAUAGGCCUAACUGUUUCUAUUUUAAUUUCAAAACGAUUUCGGCUUUCAUCCAUUGUUUUUCACUACUACGUCUUCGUUAAUUAAAUUUUGUACAAACAAUCAUAGCUAUGUAUGUUGACUUUAACAUAGUUCAUUUGGGCUAAGCUUUCACGAUGAAAAUAACCGUUAGUGCAGUUUUCUUGAUGUAUUUAAUAAAUGCCUAUGUUGGCAGGAGCAAUGGAUAUGGAUACUAUUCAUCAGGUGGCAGAACCAUCGUCAAAUACAACAACAACAUAUAUCCUAACAGAGACAUACCAGAAUUGGCCCAUAUGUACUGCUCCUACUGCCAAGCCAAGGGUUGGAUGGUUUGCGUAGAGCGGUUCUGUGAAUCUAGAUUCAUCCCAUUCACUAGUUAUGUUUAUGGUUCUAGAGCUGACCUGGCACUAUUGCAACAAACAGUGAUCGAUAUCUGCACUUAUUGCCGGACCUCUAAGAUCUGGGACUGCGUAUACCUCUUCUGCUAUGGCAUACCCAUGCAUGUCCGGCAUUAUACUACCAACACACACAGCACGCACAGUGGACGCCAUUCACAGUCCUAUUAUGGUCAUCUGGCUGGUUGACCACUUACAAAUUUGUAUAACUGAUAACAUUUUACCCGAAAGCAAGAAAACCAAAACAGGACAAAGACAAAAUUCGUUAACGCAUUGUUACCAUAGGUGUGUAUUUAAUAUAAAGAACAAUCGAAACUUUUAUUCAGAAAAAGUUUAUUAUUCGUUGAACUUAGCUCAUGGCAUUCUCAUAAAAAUUAUGCAUACAACUAGUAAAGAAAUCUGUCACAAAUUAAGUUGCAGUGGAAUCCCGUCCUUUUCUAUGUAGAGUCCACCCCUCCAAAAAAUGGUAAUGUAUUAAGUCAACCGCAUCUGAAUAGCAUCGGCUAA